Caenorhabditis remanei is the source of this 285-nucleotide messenger RNA. RefSeq lists its product as uncharacterized. The transcript has a single exon. Lineage: Eukaryota; Metazoa; Nematoda; Chromadorea; Rhabditida; Rhabditidae. The record is from RefSeq and is a predicted model, not a curated record. The coding region runs from base 1 to 285 and encodes 94 amino acids.
AUGAUCAGUAAUGAUCAUUCGUUCGCCAGAUGUUCAGUAGUGAACAUCCUGUCAGCAACCAGAAGGAUCAGAAGUCCAGAAAUUGAAGAGGAGGAGUCCUCGAUAACCCCACAAUCGGAGGAGGAUCCCAGAUUCGGAGGAGGAUUCCACGAAGAGCCAAGAACCCGAGGAGGAGCCCACGAGGAUCCCAGAAUCGGAGGAGAAGUCCACGAGGAUCCCAGAAUCGGAGGAUUCCACGAGGAGCCAAGAACCCGAGGAGGAGCCCACGAGGAGCCAAGAACCUGA